GCUUAGAGAAUCAGUUACGGAAGGUCACGUAAGUGGUUCAGUAGAAGUAAAACAUGUUGACAAUUAGAAACCAAAAUGAGUUUCAUGCCAUAUACUAUGCAGACGUAUACUUCAAGAUGAUUUAUCAUCAAGAAUAAGUUGGUGCCUUUGAAGAUGCGGUUUUUACCACCAGCCUUGAAUCUGAAUGCCCUCCGUAGAAGACGACGUGUCCACUGAAUGUCCCGGCAUUCCGCAAAGCGACGAGUUUCCUCCAGCAAAAGAUAAGGUGUCACCAUGAUUCCUAGCAUAUAGAAUACGAAACUAAGACACGUGGGCGGUGCUGAAGAAAUUCCGGUGAAAACACACAUGGUCCAGCAAAAGAACCAAAAGCAUUGCCUCUUGCCACCUAAAGAAGCGCUAGUUACAGUUCACCCGAGUUAAGCCUGUCGCAACUCACGCCACCAUCUUUCAGUGCUAUCAGUACUUUGAUUUAUACCAGUCUUUACACACUGAUGUUGACCACGCAUUGCUCCAUGAGGUACUGUAAUCAUGGCUUCAAAAUAUCUGGUACCCGAACAGCAAAACUUUGUUCGACUAUCAUUAGCCUGUGUGGACGAAAUUCGAGAAGUGUUGGGGGAUAUUUUACACUCUCAGAUACCACCAGAAAAUCUCCUCAAGGAAAUCCAAGCAAACAGGACAUUGUUAAUCGGAUAUCAAAAGCUAAGUCCGGAACAACUAAAGCUUUGUUAUAUCCCUGGUCCUCUUGUUCCAAACUACCAAUGUUUUGAUAUCACCUUACUCUACAAGCUCAUCCGGAACCUGUGUUCAACAUUAAAACCUACUCGAGGGUGGGGUGAAAAACCUCACCCGACAGAUAUCAAACUUGGGGAUGAUAUCGAACGGCUCAGAUUCUUUAGAAAUAAAAUUGUUGCACAUGCGGAAAUUUCUAGUGUACCAGAUGAUGUAUUUGAUUCCAAAUGGAAUGAGCUGGAAAACACUUUUACGAGAAUAUAUGGAUUUUCCCCAUUAAAAGGAAACAAGGAAGGUAUAUUACGACGACUUGCAUGCAUCAAAAGAGCUGACUUUGGCUGGCAGGAAUACGAAAAGAGCCAACUGCGUUUGAUGUUUGAAUAUUAUAAGUUUAAAGAUGCUCCAAAACUAACAAUAAAAGGCGAUGAACGAAAAAUAUGCGGAGAAAUGGCAUGUUUUGAGGCAAGGUAUGCAAAUGGAGAUAUGUCCAAUAACUGGCCUAUCACGUGGCAGAGAAUUAGAGGAAGCACAACAGAACAGUUAGACAUUGGCACAGAGAGGUACAGGGGUAGCUCUAGUCAGAUGUUAGUGAUUGCAAGAGUCUCAAAGGAAGAUCAGGGAGAGUAUCGGGCGACUGUAUUACGUGAGGUGAAUGGAACUCACGUUCAAAUUCCCAGUAAUUCCAUCUACCUUACGGUUACAGGAGAUUUACCGAUUUUGGAGAUAGAAAAGGCAAUAUCUGAAGACGACAGAAUAACCAUUCAUUAUAACGUUAGUAUCGACGAUCAAUCACCAGCUGUGCACAGCGUUUUGUGGACCAAAGAUGGAACACGUUUAGAUACAAAUGCAGAUAAAUACAGUGGUGGACAAUUCAUUGAUAGGUACUUAACGAUGCACUCUCCAGCGUCGACAGAUAUUGGUCAGUACAAUUGUGAAGUUUUCAAUGCCGUUGGAUCCGUCACAAAGUCCAUAGAUCUGAAUCUACCUUCCGUUUCCAUUGCUGAGGAUCUCCAAGUAGCAGUUGGAAAUCCUGUUAUCAUUAAAGCUACCAUUCAGUCUUGUCCAACAUCGGUAUCAGCAAUAUGGCAGAAGAAUGGCAAACUUGAUUUGGAAGAUUUCGAAAAUCUGGACAUUGAUGACUUCAAAUAUCUCGGGAGUAAAAAUGAUCCUGAAGAUCCGAUAUUAGUUAUACCGAAAACAACGCCUGAAGACGGAAUAUAUUACCGUAUCCUUGUGUCCAAUGGGAUGGGCCAAAGGUCAAGUAACAUUAUUUGCUUGAAAGUCAUAGGAGAUGUUCCGUCGUUAAAUGUUCACCAUGAAACAAGUGUUUUGGAGAGAAGUGUUACGUUGGUAUGUAAAAUGGUUCUGCCUAUCAAUUCGCCGAAUGUUUCGGAUGUCUGUUGGACAAAGGACGACAUAAAGAUUGACAUUUUAAGAAACGGGGAAAAAUACUCAGGAGGAAGUAUUGUUGAUCCCUCACUAACUAUCAAAGAUGUGAACUCCAACGAUGAAGGAAGAUAUCAGUGUUGCGCAUCGAAUCUCAUGGGAAACAUGUGGAGUGAAAAAAUUCAUCUGGGUCUACCUACAAUUGAAUUCGAUAAUCCAGACUUGAAUGGACUUCAUGAAGGAGUAACCUACAACGCUGCGAUCAAAUCCAUUCCUGUUGCUCUCAGGGCUGAAUGGAAAGUCAGACAAGAGCCUAGUGGAGACUUUCAAGUAAUUGAUACGCACAAUCCGUUAUACAGAGGGUCUACGGUAGCCUUGCCUCGUCCGAGGCUAGUAGUCAACAUAUACGGAUCCGAACAGCUGCAAUCAUUUCAGCUUGAAGUUUUCAAUUUCAUUGGAAGUAGCAGAAGGGAUACAUAUGAUCAAAUUAUGGACAGUUCUGGGUCAAAUAUAAACCAAGAGGUUUCAGAUCCCUUGAAAAAUUUUUACAAGAAAAGAGGGUCCACCGUACUGUUUGCCAACCUCAGUAACAACCUCGCAAAGUCAAUUCCAGAAGACAAACUUGAUGUACUCAAACACAUUCUUCUUGGGCUAGGAGAAGUUGAUAUGGAAUUAAUAAAGAAGGUGAAAUCUAUCAGGGAAAUGUUCAUACUUCUUCAGGAGAAUAAACUCUUCACACAGACAGAUGUAAUAUUGAUGCAGUAUUUACUCAAACAGGCCGAGUGUAAAGAUUUGAAUAAUGAAUGCAUAAAAUAUGCUAGAAAACAGAGAUCACUGUGCUUCUUUGAAAAACCCCCAGACAAUGGUUUCAAGCAUGUACAGAUCCACGUAGAAGGAGAUGUUAAAGGAUACUCAAACGAGGAUAUUCAGAAGAUCAGAGAAACAGUUGUCGCUUUUCUGGGCUGCGAAGAUAGUGAUGUUGUGAUAGAUGGAAUUCAUCAUGAUAAAAGCUUUGUUGUAGUUCUAGCCAUCAAGGAAACACUCGUCAACAACAUGGUACAUAUGGAUCAACAACACAUUGAGAAACUCUGUAAUUUCAAAGUCGACUAUUUUAUUUUGUACAACAAGACGUAUAGCAUGGAAGGUCUUCUGAAAGACGGGGCCAUGGCUGACGUCCCAGGACCCUCCACCGCUCCUUACUUCAGUCCCAGGAAAGAGACGGAGAAUUUCUCCCGCCUCUGUCAGCUCAUCAUGACCAUCUGUAGCGAUUUGUUCAGGGACAUUCUCAGUCGUUACAUCAAACCAGCUGGCCUGAGGUUAGAGCUAGAUAACAACAGAACGAAGCUGGAGAGAAUCAUGAACGCUCAGCAGAAGGAACAGAUUUAUCCACCGUCUGGUACCACUACUCUCACCUCUAAAGACUUGGAUAUCUCUGUCCUGUACAUCCUAUUAAGGAACAUCUGCAAGAUUCCAAAACAUCAAAAUGGAUGGGGAAACCCCCCACUGGAUACUGACACGCGUCUGGCGGCCUGUAUAGAGCGAAUCAGAAUUCAGAGAAACUUGAUUUCUGCACACUCAACCAUUGGCGAAAUAGAAGAUACAGUAUUUCAAGACCACUGGGACAAGCUGAAGAACUCAAUACUGGAAAUUGAGAAACAGUUAAUUGGUGGUGAUAUGUAUGCACGGGGAGUGGACGAGUUGCUGUCGUGUGACCUUAAUCCUACUAGAGCGGAGAAGUAUGUGAAAGAAUUCAAAAACAUUCAAGAAAAAAUGGAAAACUUUGAGAGUUCCCUGAAAACAACUAGAUAUCAUGUGGCUGUAAAACGAGUAAGAAUGAAGAUUGAAAGGACACAUAAACGUCAAUUAGCUGUGAAGAAAGCUCGCCUGGACAAAUUAGAGAGACAGUCGUCAGAUACCAGUCAGGGUAUUCAUGAAACGUUGACCACCGUUCAGGACUCCAUAAAGGAUCUGGAGACAACAUUUUUGUCAACCUUACAAGGUAGAAUGGCUGCACUGGAAGAAAACCUACAAGCUAGAUUUGUCUCGCCGGAAAGAAACCAAGCUAGAUUUGUCUCGCUAGAAAGAAACCAAGGAAAUGAAGGAUAUACCAGAUCUCAACAAACACUACCUAAUCAGAAACAGGACCACGAUAAUGGAGAAGAAGGACCUAAUAUAUUACACGAAGCCUGCAAAACUGGGGUUCUAGAAACGUGUGAAUAUCUUAUCCAAACAUACCCUGACCUUCUACACAGUGUAAAUAAUCAUGGAGAUAAUGCUGCUCUACACGCCGUUAGAGGAGGAAAUGUUAAAAUUCUACAACUACUGGCAGAUAAUGAAGUAGACGUCAAACAUAAAUCCAAUGACGGCUGGAACAUUCUUUACGUGGCAUGUGUCUACUCGAACUUAGAAAUGAGUCGUUAUAUCAUCCAAACAUACCCUGACCUUCUACACAGUGUAGAUAAUGCUAGAUGGAAUGCUGCUCUAUACGCCGCUCGAGGAGGAAACGUUAAAAUUCUACAACUACUGGCAGAUAAUGAAGUAGACGUCAGACAUAAAAACAAUGACGGCUGGAACAUUCUUCACGCGGCAUGUGUCUACUCGAACUUAGAAAUGAGUCGUUAUAUCAUCCAAACAUACCCUGACCUUCUACACAGUGUAGAUAAUGCUAGAUGGAAUGCUGCUCUAUACGCCGCUCGAGGAGGAAACGUUAAAAUUCUACAACUACUGGCAGAUAAUGAAGUAGACGUCAGACAUAAAAACAAUGACGGCUGGAACAUUCUUCACGCGGCAUGUGUCUACUCGAACUUAAAAAUGAGUCGUUAUAUCAUCCAAACAUACCCUGACCUUCUACACAUUGUAGAUAAUGAUGGAUGUAAUGCUGCUCUACACUCCGCUGCAGGAGGAAACGUUAAAAUUCUACAACUACUGGCAGAUAAUGAAGUAGACGUCAAACAUAAAGCCAAUAACGGCUGGAACAUUCUAAACGUGGCAUGUGUCAACGCUAACUUAGAAAUGAGUCGUUAUAUCAUCCAAACAUACCCCGACCUUCUACACAGUGUAGAUAAUGAUGGCGGGACUGCUGCUCUACACGCCGCUCGAGGAGGAAACGUUAAAAUUCUACAACUACUGGCAGAUAAUGAAGUAGACGUCAAACAUAAAGCCAAUGACGGCUGGAACAUUCUAAACGUGGCAUGUGUCACCGCUAACUUAGAAAUGAGUCGUUAUAUCAUCCAAACAUACCCCGACCUUCUACACAGUGUAGUUAAUGAUGGAUGGAAUGCUGCUCUACACGCCGCUAGAGGAGGAAACGUUAAAAUUCUACAACUACUGGCAGAUAAUGAAGUAGACGUCAAACAUAAAAACAAUAAUGGUUGGAACAUUCUUCACACGGCAUGUAUACACUCUAACUUAGAAAUGAGUCGUUAUAUCAUCCAAACAUACCCCGACCUUCUGCACAGUGUAGAUAAUGCUAGAUGGAAUGCUGCUCUAUACGCCGCUCGAGGAGGAAACGUUAAAAUUCUACAACUACUGGCAGAUAAUGAAGUAGACGUCAGACAUAAAGCCAAUAACGGCUGGAACAUUCUUCACGCGGCAUGUUUCAACGCUAACUUAGAAAUGAGUCGUUAUAUCAUCCAAACAUACCCCGACCUUCUACACAGUGUAGAUAAUGAUGGAUGGAAUGCUGCUCUAUACGCCGCUCGAGGAGGAAACGUUAAAAUUCUACAACUACUGGCCGAUGAUGGAGUGAAAAAAUAAACAGAAAACUAGCAUAAAUUGGUGGGUUUAUUUUUACUUCGACUAGUGAGUGCAUAGCGUGAAAUCCAUGUUUGUAGAAAAGUUAUAACUAAUUGAUAAAUGUGCAUCUCCUUUAUAGAGUUGGAUAAACAAUCGCAAUGCUUCGAUGUCUAUAUUGUUCUUAGAAUGUAGUGUUUUCUUUCAAUACCAUAAUGAUCUGUGUAUGACAGAUAGAGAGAGGGAGAGAAAAAAAAAAGAGAGAGAGAGAGAGAGAGAGAGAGAGAGAGAGAGAGAAUUACUAUAAGCAUAAAGAAGACAAAAUGCCUGUAAUAUUGUAUACUUUGAAAACAUGAGAUGUGUCCUUUAAGCCUUGUUAGUUACCUAUGUAAACAUUUUUGAUCAACUAAACAUGAAGUAAGAAAUAAAUCAAUCCACUGAUGGAUUUAGAGGGUGUCCCCCCCCCCCCCCCUCCCAUUUUUUUUUUAAAGUUUAGGUUACAAAUCAGUGCGUACUAUAAAAGGGGGAAAUCAAAUCAUAUCUAUAAUGAUUGAUUCUAAAAGAUGAAUGUCAAAAUACAUAAAGUCUUUAACUCCGUCACUUUAGGGAAACUCUGCUCAACUUGUAAACGAAUGUGAUUGUGUCGUCUUUUUUUUUCAUGCAGAAAAUUUACAAUGAAAUGCCGAUAAGUUAUAACAGUCAAUUCAAAAAUAUGUCAAAAACAAAUAACAAUAAAUGAAUAUGUGAUGUAUUAUAUCUAUCAUAUUUCAUGUGAAAUCAGAUAACACCUUCCCUUUCACGUGCUUUCACAUCGAUUCCUGCGUCGCAGCGACAUUCUUAUUUUCACCCGACAGCAACUUUUAUGAAGGUUUAUGCCAAGGUUAAAGAUGAUAUACAAUAUUUGAUAAUUUGGCUAAAAUAUUUAAAUUUUCGUAUAGAUUUGCCCUGAUGCACUACACGUCGGAGAUAAUGUUAGCGCGACAUAAUUACAUGUAAAUAAAAAUACGGUAUAUUAACGUUAUUUAUUUCUUUUGUUGAUACUUUUCUUAAAAUACAAUUCAAUAAUUUUUCAAAUCUUAAAAUUGAUUUAUCUGUUUGCAAGUUUGAGAAACAGGUACAAAAAAUGUUGCCAUACUGUAGAGGGCCCUGGUGACGAAGUUGGGUUAGUUGGACGAUACACACGAAUGUGAUACACGUUCUAUUUACAUUGUUGUUAUUACUAAGUGUAGGAAAUAAAUCAAAAAAAUAAUUCGGAGAGUAUUGCGGUGUGUUUUCCAAUUACUGAUGUUUGGGUAUUCGGGGAUAUAUGUAUAAGAUGCACAUAUGUCGGUCAAUUCUUAUGUCACACGGGAAAAAAUAUAUGUACUCAAAUCACAGCUUAAUGACGAGCAAAUAAGUUUGACUAGAAAGAAAUUUACUAAUGAUAAAUUUUGCCUCACUUGAGUAGUGUUGAUAAAUGUGUGUUUCUGUUUGUAGAGGGGGUGUAAUUUCACCUAUGACAGCUAAUUAUAUGUAUACAGCUUUAGUUGUGCUCCUAUUUUUAAAAUCUAACAUGUUUUUUAAACCCCGGAUUCUGAUACAUAUUUAUGACACUAAUACUCCUAUUCAACAUUUACUUUCAUUUAUAUAUAUAUAUUAAGGGCCAUAUUUUGGAGUUUGUGAAUCAGGUUCUUUUACUCUUAAAAUCACUAAAAUUUAGGAGCUUCCGGGGGCUUCGCCCCUGGUGCCCCACCGGGGCUUUGCCACUGGGGUCUCAGGGCGGCUCCCAGACACCCUGCCUCGGGAAAAAAAAUCCACACCCCCUAACCAGAAUUUCUGGACCCGCCCCGGCAAUAAAUAUAUAUAUGUUGGAGAAAAUUGGACAAAAUAUACUGCAAGUGAUAUGAUAUUUGAUGGAAAACUUUUACUUCUUGAAAUACAUGUUGCAUACUAGUAAUAUUUUAUACAUUUUGCAUGCGGCACGUGAUGGUUAGAGUAUAUGAAGAGAACAAGUCAAAGGCUGUUACGGAAUGAAUUACGGAAUGAAUAGAUGUAUAAUGCUCUAAAUAUUCUAAAUAAACAUCACACUAGUGUUA
Messenger RNA from Ostrea edulis (European flat oyster), 7922 nucleotides. RefSeq lists its product as uncharacterized. The coding region runs from base 529 to 5871 and encodes 1780 amino acids. Gene Ontology annotation, molecular function: protein binding. Lineage: Eukaryota; Metazoa; Mollusca; Bivalvia; Ostreida; Ostreidae. The record is from RefSeq and is a predicted model, not a curated record. The transcript is spliced from 27 exons.